CGCUCUCUCCAAAUAUUGGAGUAGUACAUAAACACACACAUCUCGGUUCGGUUUCUCUCUCUCUCUCUCUCUCUCUCUCUCUAAAAUCUCAAAAUCUCUCUCUCAAUCAAGAUGUUAUUGUUGCACCUAGUUCAAGCAAUCCUACUGAAGAAUGCGGUGUCACCGCUUACGAAGAUAUCGGCGAUAGCCAGAGCCAUCUGCACAGCGGAUGGUAUAUCUCUGCAAAUUUCACCCUCAUCUGCUUUCGGAAUGGUCAUGGCGGUUCUUCGAAUCAAUUCGUCAUGUUUCGAAGACUUUCGCUGCGAUGCAAGCGUUGAGGGUGUCGAUUCGCUUGACCUCUCUGUUCUCAACUCUAUACUCUUUGUUACCAAUGAUCGAGACUCCAUCAUUGUCACCGCCUAUUUUGAUGACGACAAAACCCUCAUCUACUUCAACUUCUUGGACAAUACUGGUUUCAAACUUGAUUGCGUUCCAGUCGCUUUGGGGAUAAGGACCAUAGAGUACAAGGUACCUCACCCUGCUAGUACCCCUGACAUUUUGGGCAUAAAGGAACCCGAAUAUGAAUAUGAAGUCAUUGUGGGGAUACCAUCGGAGAGAUUUAGGAGGGUUUUGAGGCACUUGAGGCUUUAUGAGGAAUACACAGUCGAUGUAUCUGUAACUGACGGGCGAGUUGUGACAUUCUCUUCAGGAUCCGAACACCUUGACCUUACUAAAGAGAAUGGGUGUAUUUUCUGGGGUACUGAAGAAAAUGACUGGGUUCACUUUCGAAUUUUUUUGCAUGGCAUGAAUUCAUUCAUUGAAGCCUCAGAGAACUCUGCCUUGGUGUGGAUGUUCAAGUCCCCUGACUCCCCUGCCAUGCUGAACUGCCCGAUCGGACCUCUCGGUAACAUCAAGUACUACUUCUCCCAAGAUGACUACUAGUUUGUUAGUUUCAAAUCUCCCCAGUUCAAUUUCCCUGUUUGGUUCCUAAGAAAACAUCAUUUUGUGACUAUGCAGAGAUGACUAGAUAUAUAAGUAGUUCCCAAACAAUCCCCCACCCCCCAAAAGCUGUUCUCUAAGCUGUAUGUUUGUACAUGACCAAUACAGCAAGAAUAUGGAGAAUAUUUUGAGCCGUAUGUUUUGUAAAUUGCCCUGUUUGGGCCGUCAGGAAACUUAUCGUUUUGUGAUUCUAAAGAGAUGAUUAGAUCUAUAUAAGUAGUUCCCAAACAACCCCUCACCUCCAAAAGUUGUUCUCUGAUUCA
This is a messenger RNA of Camellia sinensis, 1241 nucleotides long. RefSeq names its product DNA sliding clamp PCNA. The record is from RefSeq and is a predicted model, not a curated record. Gene Ontology annotation, cellular component: PCNA complex. Gene Ontology annotation, molecular function: DNA polymerase processivity factor activity; DNA binding. Gene Ontology annotation, biological process: leading strand elongation; translesion synthesis; regulation of DNA replication. NCBI's taxonomy places the organism in Eukaryota, Viridiplantae, Streptophyta, Magnoliopsida, Ericales, Theaceae.